Molecule: messenger RNA, 1443 nt
Organism: Cantharellus anzutake
Lineage: Eukaryota; Fungi; Basidiomycota; Agaricomycetes; Cantharellales; Hydnaceae
Exons: 6
Coding region: 1-1443 (480 amino acids)
Biological process (GO): RNA processing
Cellular component (GO): nucleus
Molecular function (GO): mRNA binding
Source: RefSeq, a predicted model, not a curated record
AUGUCCGAAGUUAUUGAGGAGCCAGCUCCGGUACCAGUAUCUGAUGCAUUACAGUCCAAUUCCAUGGCCGUGGAUGACGAUGCGCAAACAGCAGAAGCUUGCGUGAAGCAAAUCGAAUUCUACUUUUCGGAUUCCAACCUGCCAUACGACAGGUUCAUGUGGACUUUGCACACGAAGAACGACUCGCAUUACGUCCCUAUCGCCACCAUCGCAUCCUUCAAACGAAUGAGAGGGUACCUAGCCAAAGGUGUUGAUUGGAUUUCCGAUGCUCUCCGGGCAUCACACCUGCUUGAGGUAGAUGCUAAGGGUCAGAAUGUUCGAAGGAAGGCAGAUGUUAAGCCUCCGGUGAAUGUCUUGGAUCGCAGUGUGUACGUCAAAGGCUUUGGUGAAGAUGAAAAGGGCGGAGAUCUGCAGAAGGAAUUGGAAAAGUUUUUCUCCAAGUGGGGCACUAUCGUCGCCGUGCGAUUGAGGAGGGAUGACGAUAAAAAGUUCAAAGGUUCUGUCUUUGUGGAGUUCUCGGAACAAGUGUCUGCGACAGCAUUUCUCGAAGCACCAGAAUCCGAGAAGCGAUGGAAUGGCGACUCUCUUCUGACUUACUCCAAAGAAAAUUACUGUCUAAUGAAAAUGAAAGAAAAGGGCAUCAAAGGCUCUGUCGAGUCUCUACGACACCAACCUAAUCUCCCCUCACGUCCAGCCGGUCAGCGCCGAUUCGAUGCCUUCGCUCUGAUGGCGGAACAAGAGACCAACAACAAAAAUAAGUCUGCUAAACAGCAAACUACCCCUCAGGUGGUGGUUACACUUGGCUCGGAAAGUAUGAAAGUUGAGGCAAAUGGGACAGUCCUUCCCGAAAAUAUAAAAUAUCCACCAAAUAGUGCCAUCAAGUUUUCAGGUGCUGGGCCGAAUAAGGCCAAAUUCGAUGAGAUCAAGAAAACGCUAAAGCCAAUCUCGAACACGAACGUGUAUAUCGAGCUUCAACAAGGAGCGAGCGAGGGUUUUAUUGCAUUCUCGUCUACAGUGACCGAGGAGAUGCUGGCUAAAAUUAAGAAGGCUGUUCCGUCGAUUGGUGGGUCGGAGGUCACCUAUUCUAUCGCUCCAGAUGAAAACGUCCGGGAAAUCCAGACAAAGCGAAUUCAAACUGCUGCCAAACUGAAUGCGGAGAAUGCCAAGGGGAAAUCUUCUAAGGGUGGGAAAGGUGGUCAGCAGAAGGGAGGGAAUAAGCGGAAUACUGGCGCUGGCGCAAAAGGCUCCAAACCACAAGCAAUGCAAUUGGAUGCACCCCCAAAGGUUGCGUCAGCUGGAAACGAAACCAAAGCCACUGGCACUGAAUCUGUGCCUCCGACGCCGACUACCGCCACAAAGCGGAAAAUGGACGAGGCCGAAGAGUCAGACUCGACUGGGGGUAAGAAGGCCAAACUAGACAGUGGGACCGAGGCAUCUUCGUAG